AACCGCGAAGGACAAACGGAUGUUAUUCUAUGCAAUCCAGCUACUGGUGAACUUUCCAUUCAAUUAGAUGUAAAUGUACUACUUCCCGGUGGAGGUCUUCAGGAGGUAUACAAGGUCACCGUUCAAAUUCUUGACGUUGAUGACAACCCUCCACGUUUCGACAAUCGUGUCUGGAAACGUCACCUUAAAGAAGCACUCUAUCGAAAGGGUAGAAAGAUUGAUUUACCAAAAGCAAGGGAUGUUGAUCUUCUGCCUGAACACAGAGCAAUUCAGUACAGUCUGGAAUCGAGCUCUCCAACUGUAAUGGAGACAUUUCAUUUUGAGGUUUUAAAUAGUGAGACUCCAACUCUUAUCUUGCUGAAGGACCUAGACGCAGAAACACAAGAAUAUUUCAAUAUGACACUCCUAGCCUUCAGUUCAUCUAGAGGUGUCUCGGACCAGGUCGAUUCUCGACUUCAAAUUGAGAUCUAUGUUGUUGAUAUGAAUGACAAUGAACCGUAUUUCGAUCAACCAUGCUAUAACAUUACAGUACCUGAGGAUACGCUUCCAGGAUUGGUGAUUUUUCAAGUAAUAUUUUUGAUACAUAUAAUUUAA
This is a messenger RNA of Rodentolepis nana, 594 nucleotides long. The record is from the annotation of a GenBank genome assembly. NCBI's taxonomy places the organism in Eukaryota, Metazoa, Platyhelminthes, Cestoda, Cyclophyllidea, Hymenolepididae.